This is a messenger RNA of Salmo salar (Atlantic salmon), 16232 nucleotides long. RefSeq names its product putative E3 ubiquitin-protein ligase HECTD4. Lineage: Eukaryota; Metazoa; Chordata; Actinopteri; Salmoniformes; Salmonidae. Gene Ontology annotation, molecular function: ubiquitin-protein transferase activity. Gene Ontology annotation, biological process: glucose homeostasis. The record is from RefSeq and is a predicted model, not a curated record.
UUGGCCUAGGAAACAUGGCGUCUCAGCUGUGGUAUUUCGAAUAUCUAUCCGGUCACUAAUAAACAGGGGUUGGACCAUUAACGGAGCCAUUUUUCCUGCUUUCUUGUCGUGUUGUGGUUAUGCUCAGACGUUGUGUUCAGCAGGAGAAGGCAGUCAUUUAUGAAACUUCGCUGUAAAUAUUACGGUUUACAGAGUGUCACAUCCACUCUGCACUGUAAAAACGGUACAGUACGGUUGAUAGCUAGCCUGGGGUAGAUAAAGAACCUGUCCCACACAGUGCAAUCAGCUGGCCGACCUAUGUUAGCCAGCUAGCCACUGUAGUUAAGCAGUACGAGUGGCAUUAGUUAGCUAACGUAGCUGGCUCGGACUACGUUUGCGUUUGUCAUCUGACUGACAGCAUGUCUGUCGGGUAGUGUUGUUGUCAUUUCGGAUAUUGAAUUUGUUUUGAUGUUCGACCUCUCUGGCAUUUUUCUCGGGGGAGAGAGAGAUGGGCUCCGGGGCCGUGGAUUCGUCCCAGUGGCUGUCAGUGAAGGAAGAGACUAUUUUCCUUCACGAUGGACUGAUUCGGGUCACGGAUCUGGCUGAACUUCCCAGUGAAAUCGGGGUGUCUGAGCAGGGGGACACUGAGCAGGAGAUCCUCACAUUCGAGACAAAGAAUCCUGCGGAGCUAGCCGAGCGUCUCCGUGCAGUCUGUGGUAACCAAAGCAAUGCGUAUGCCCGCCUGUUGGAAUACCGUCUGAAUGCUCUGCGGGGCCUGUGGGGGGCUCAGCGUCAGUUGGCCCUGGAGGAGCAGCAGGACCGGGAGGGGGCUGGAGGGGGCGAUGAGGAGGCCCUGGCCCUGCUAAAACGACAAGGCCUGCUGCAACAGCCUGAACAGGCUCCUUUCACCUCCCGCAUGGGGCUGCUACUGGUCUUCCCCCUCCUGCAGUCCCAGACACGCAGUGACCCGGCACUCUGUGGGGUCACGGCGGAGGUACUGCUGUCUUGCCUACGUGACUGCCAGCCCCUCAGCCUCAGCAAGGAGCCUGCCGACUGCCUCAAUGGCCUAGAAGGGCUGCUCUGCUCCUGGCUGGAGGAAGGGGUCCAGCAGACAGCACAGACCCAGCAGGGCCAGGGGCAGCAGGGCCAGGGGCAGCAGGGCCAGGGGCAGCAGGGCCAGGGGCAGCAGGGCCAGGGGCAGCAGGGCCAGGCUCCUACGUACGUGCUCCACGCACACAGGCAGAGGGAGAAUGCUGCCGCUGCUCUGGUAGCUCUCGCCUGUGCCAGAGGGUCCCUGAAGACCUUCAUCCACACAGUUCACCUGCUGCAGAAACAGACAGACCUGGGCCAGCUCCCUGUGGCUGAUGUGCUCUACAGACUCCUGGUGCUGGAGGGGGGACCAGGCUCCCCGUCCUGUCUGCUGGGGGGCAAGCACAGGGUUUCCUGGGGCUUUGAAGACAUGCUGCCUACACCUGACAGCAGCGCUGGAGGGGCAGAGAGCAAAGACACAGACCUAGGGCGCUGCCUGGCCACAGAUGGGCUCUAUCUCUACACCACUAACUCCUUUGGGAGAGGGAUCAGCAAGCUGGGCUCCGGUUUGCACGGGACACUGAGGGGGUUUGUGUACUGUCGGAAUGAGGACUUGGAGCCCGGCUGGGUGGUGUUCAGCAGCGGCCGCCUUCUUCACCGCCCUGCCUCCUUUGAUGCCAAGCCUCAUCAGCUGUGCCAGGUCAUCGACCCCUUCACCCUGCAGGUGUGCCAGGUCGUUCCCAUGCCAGCCCACCACUUCCCCGUGGGCAGCAGCAUGACCACGCUGCACCUGUGCUCAGAUGGAACCUACCUGUACUGGGUGUGGUCUCCUGCCAGCCUCAACGAGAAGACCCAGAAAGGCCACUCGGUCUUCAUGGAUGUCUUUCAGCUGUCGACAGAGACAGGAUUGUGUGUGGCAAACGUCCUUCAGGAGAGGGUGAUCCUGAUACGGAAGGAGGGCGAGUCGUCCAAGUGUCUGAACGAGCUGCUGCUGAGCCGCAUGUCACGCUUUCGCGCCUCCCACUCCGCAACGCUGGCCGCUCUCACCGGCUCUGCCAUCACCAACACUGUCAAGGAAGAGCAGUCCGCAGUAAACACUAGCUGUGGCCUCCCUCUAAAGACUCUGAGGAAGACUCCCAUGUAUGUGUGUGGGACGUCCCUGGUGAUGCUGGCAUCUCCGCCCGGUGUGUCUGGCAGCUCUGCCACACGCUCCCUGUUUGGAGGGACCAGCGGCUUGUCCUCCCUGAAGAUCCUCUCCUCCAGUCUGGCAUUCAACCUAGUUGAUGGUCAGUUCAGUAGCCGGGCAGAUCUCAUUGACGCACCUGGCAGUUCUCUAGGCAGGGGGGCCCAGGUGGCAGGGCUGGGAGCCUGCUAUGACGCCCUCAACAACUUAAUCUGGAGCUGCUCCAGUGACUACAUGGACCAGUGGUCUAACCCUGGCAACCAGGCCUUCCACCACGUGUGCCAUAGGCUUGGUGUCAGUCAUGUCAUCAAGGAACCCAAAGAGGAGACCGUGGCCACCGGAGAGGUGAUCAACCAGCUGCUUCACCAUGUGGGCGCCAUGUGCAUCCACCAGCUCAACCUUCUCGCAGCCAGCAGCAGCAGCUUUCCCCUGGGCGCCCUCAUGGGCAAGCAGCACCCCAUCGAGGCUUGCCACUUCAGCAGCAUCUGCGACAUCAUGGAGAAAGCCAUGGUCAACAGGGACACCUGCAUCAUCCGCUGCAUCCUGGUGGUAUUCCAGGUGGUGUUCAGGUUCUUCAACCCUCAGUCGGAGCAGAACAGGGAGAGUGUGCGGCGUUCAGGGCUGCUCCUGUGGCAGCUGCUCAUGGCUCCUGUGGAUCAGAUUGGAGCAGAGAUCCAGGGAGAAGUGUGCCUGGCUAUCAGCUCGGGUUUGAAUACUUUGUAUCAGGGGGAGUCUGAACUCAGCAGCCUGCUGAAGCUGGUCCUGACAGAAGGGGAGAGGAACAGUGGUCUGUCUCAGCUCCGCGAUGUCAUCCUCACCAACCUGGCUGACCAGCUGCAGAAAAAUCGAUUUGGGAGCGACGAAGAUGACCACUACAGACUAAGUGAUGAACUCCUGCACUGCAUCCUGAAGACCGUUGUCCGUGAAUCCUGCCUUCUUAUCACUAAAUGUCAGACUGUCGCAAGGGAUGACUUCCAGAAGCUACUCUCCACUGUGCCAGUGGCCUCAUCAAGCCUGCGCUACCUCAUGGCCGUUCAGAACCACCUGCUUAGCAACACCGUUCUGAUACGCCCCGACGACAACGACGACAGUGACAGCUCCCUACAAGGGGAAACAAUGAAGGUACAGGAGUUGCAGACUAGCAUCCUGUCGCUGGCCACCAAGAUCCUGAUGGGAUGUGACGAGGUGCUGGAGACCCUGCAGCAGGUGACCGCCGCUCUCAUCAACAGUGACAUUACUGACCGAGAGACCAGGCUGAAGGGCCUGGAGCAGAUGACCAAGGCUACCAUGCUGGGCCACCUGCUGCCAGUGCUGCUCACCUCUCUGAUGCACCCCAACCUGCAGACACUCAAUCUGGCUGACGCUCUCCUGCCCCAGCUAGUGCAGCUAGUCCUCUACACCAGCCAGACUGCUCUGCUGUUGAAGACCCAGUCUCCUCUCUUCACUGACAGCAUUCCACUGGUAGGAGGGCCGCUGGGCCAAAAGACGCCUGCUGCUGAUGACCGCUUUAGAAUUCUAGAUGAGCGGGAGGAGCCAGGCUUCCUGACAGGCCUGAAGAUCCCUGCCCCAUGGGCUGCUGGGAAGACGGUGGAGACGGUCCACCCAGUGCGAGACAACUAUAAGUUCAAAGAGACGGUACACAUCCCAGGAGCACGCUGCCUCUACCUGCGCUUCGACUCCCGCUGCUCCUCGCAGUACGACUACGACAAGUUGGUAAUGUAUGCUGGGCCCAACACUAACAGUCGCAAGGUGACCGAGUAUGGAGGCAACACUCUGGGCUAUGGCAGUCGCAGUGUCCUAGGGACAGGCUGGCCCAAAGACCUGGUCAAGGUGGAGGGGGACACAGUGACGUUCUCCUUUGAGAUGAGGAGUGGGCGCGAGCACAACACCCCAGACAAAGCCAUGUGGGGGUUCUCCUGCACUGUCCGUGCGCAGGAAUCAUCAGAGGAUGUCUCUGGGGGUCUCCCCUUCCUGGCAGACCUGGCGUUGGGUCUGUCUGUACUGGCCUGCUCCAUGCUCCGCAUCCUCUACAACGGACCUGAAGUAACCCGAGAGGAGGACGCCUGCCAUGACCUGCUCUGCUCCAAGCUGCUCCAAAGGUGCCAAUGGCAGGUGGAAGCUAAUGGUGCCAUCUCUCCAGCCCUAACCCCCAGUCCCUCUCCGCUACCCCUCACCAUCGAGGAGGACCGGGAGUUCACCUACCCCUCUGACGUGCUCAUCCCUCCCCCGGGCCUCAUGCCUGGGGCCUACUUUGACCUGCCCCGCAUCCGCCUGCCUCCAGGCAUCAUGAGCCGGCUACGAGAGGUGUCCGGCAGGGCGCGGCCACAGUUCCGUCCCAGCAUCAAGGAGGUGAUCAGGCCAGACGUUAUGGAGGAGGUCAUAGUGUCGUCUGUGAUAAAGCACCUGACGCUGGUGGAUGCUCUCCAGUCGCUCGUCAACUUCCAGUACCGCGAGGAGCACGCUGAGGAGUACGACCUGCUCUGUAAGAUCAUGGCCGAGACUUUCAAGAAGAUCAACGCCAUGGAGCGCCAGCUGCAGAGUGUAGCAGAGCUGGAGCAGAAGUGGCAGAACGAGGUGGAGGAAGCUCAGCAGGGAAAGCUGGAGAACAAUGCUCCUUUCUUCCACGACUAUCACUUCUUUGAGAACAAAAUGAAGGAACUAGAGUUGCUGUGUUCACUAAAGGAGGUCCCACUGGACUGGAGUGAUUUGGAAAAUGUUGUCCUCACACUGAGGGAGAAGUUCUUCCAGGAGGUGAACUCCGUCCACCUGAAGAGUGAUGUGCCGCUGGCCAAAACCAAAGCCCUGAUGAAGAGCCUGAUGAACCGCACAGAGCUGUUGCUCCAUGUCACCAUUGCUCCUCACUGCAGAAGCCUAACCACCACACCUGCUGGCACGCCAGCCUGUAAGUCUGUGUCAGACACUAAGGCGGUGGUCCCCGGGGUGAAGCAGCCAGUCUUUCUGCGCAGCAUGUCUGCACCCUCUGACCUGGAGAUGAUCGCCAACCAGGACCUGGAGUUCCCACACAGCAGCCAAAGGAGGCGACACCACCCCACCAGUCACCGUAGCAGCUCCUUCACACUGCUGCAGUCUCUAGCCAUGGAGGACAGCCGGGACAAGCCAACGUACAGUGUGCUGCUGGGACAGCUCUUUGCUUUCAUAGGGACCUUGCCCGACCAGUCUGUGUCCAGCAGCAGUUUCCUGUCUGCGGCUCAGACACGGUGGAGGCGGGGCAGCACGAGGAAGCAGGCCCUCGUUCACAUGAGGGAACUGCUCACUGCCGCAGUCAGGGUAGGUGGGGUCACUCACCUGGUGGGACCUGUUACCAUGGUGCUGCAGGGAGGGCCCAGGAUCGAGGAGCUGACCUGUGGGGGAAUGGUGGAGCAGGUGCAGGAGGCCUUUGGGGAGACUAUGACGUCUGUAGUGUCCCUAUGUGCCCGCUUCCCCAUCGCUUGUUCUAACAGUAUUGGCAUGCUCUGCACCAUCCCCUAUACUAGGAGUGAGGAGCAGUGCCUGGUGCGCAGUGGUCUGGUCCAGCUGAUGGACCGCCUGUGCAGUCUGAGUGGCCAGAGGGACUGCAGCUCCAAUGAGAAGCAGACCAAGAAGCAGAAGGUGGCCACCAUGGCCUGGGCUGCGUUCCAGGUGCUGGCCAACCGCUGCAUCGAGUGGGAGAAGGUGGAAGGUGGUUCAACAGAUGCGGUGCACUCAGGUCUGGCCCGGCAGGUGUCCAGCCUGCUGACCAACCACCUGGUCAGAGCCACAGAGUGCUGUGGGAACCAGGCAGCAGGGAACGAUGCUCUGCAGGACGUCCUCAGCCUGCUCAACGACCUGUCCAGGAGCCACAUAGGGAAAGCUAUCCUGAGCCAGCCAGCCUGUGUGUCCAAGCUCCUGUCCCUGCUGCUGGACCAGCGGCCGUCUCCCAAGCUGGUGCUGAUCAUCCUGCAGCUGUGCCGCGCUGCCCUGCCCCUGAUGAGUGUAGAGGACUGUGGCAACGUGGCGCUACCCUCCUGGAGCUACUCCAUCAACACCCUGGAUGCUGAGCAGCAGGACGCCACCGACCCCGCCUCACGCAUCGCCGCCCUGCUCCUGGCCAAGCUGGCUGACUACGUAGUACCAGGCUGCCAGACCCUGCUGUCCCCCAGCUCCUCAGAGCCAGACACCAGCCUGAGCCGCUCCAGCCCCAAGGGAACCCUGAAGUCAGAUAAGGACGCUGGGGAGGAGGGCGAGGCUGUGGAUGGCAAACUGUCCAUCUUUAUCCACAAGCGGGAGGACCAGUCCUCUCAUGAGGUGCUACAGCCACUGCUCAGCAGCUCAGAAGGCCGGCCGUUCCGCCUUGGAACUGGAGCCAACAUGGAGAAGGUGGUGAAGAUGGAUAGAGACAUGACCAAGAGUGGUAGCUGUGAGGUGAUCACAGAGGAGGCUGCUGCCGCCCUGAGGAAGGCCAAUAAGUGGGCCCAGUCUGGGCUGAUAGUGAGCGUAGGCCCGCCUGUGGAGGCUCUGGUCCCGGAGGCUGCUGGAGGAGUCACCACGGGGGACAAGAAGAAGAGCGCUCAGACCGCUGUGUGUCGGGACAGGAACUCUGAACUGGCCAGGUCCGACCCGAUCAGGCCCUUCAUCAGUGGACAUGUGGCCAACAGUAUGGCUGCUGAGGUCAUCGCCCUGCUGCACAGCCUGCUCACAGCUCCCGAGUCCAACACCGCCCAGAUCUGGACCAGCACUGCAGAGAAGGUGCUGUCCAGAGCGCUGAUGUUCAUCCCACAGCUGGGGAAGUAUGCUGAGAGCAUCCUGGAGAACGGUAGCAGCAGCGGCAGGAAGCUGGCUAAACUCCAGGCCAUCGGCAGGCAGGCUGUGGCAGCACUCUGCGCCCUCGGAGGCUUCAAGGAGACCAUCAAGAUUGGCUCAGAGGUCCAGGUGGUGGGUAAAGGAGUGCUGGGCAGCGUGGGUGUGGUCAUGUCCAUCAACGAGCAGGAGGGCAUUGCCACUGUGAAGUUCCCUUCCUGUGAGUACAGGAAGGCCUGCAAGGCCUCAGACAUCCUGACGGUGCCCAUCUCCCGCCUCUGCACUCCCCGCUCUGAGGCGAUGCCCCUCUACAAGCUGUCCAUCACAGAGAAGGUGGUGCAGGCGGUACAGUCCAUGCUUCUGCCACAGGAGGGCAGUCUGUCCAUCCACUCCUCCCUCCCCGCCUCAGGAGAUGGCUCCAGUCCUGUUAUGGCCGCUGUCCGCCUGUUGGCUGAAAUCAGGACCAGGGCAUGUCUGGUGAUGGCCCAGCUCCUGGAGGACAGCUCAUUCUGUGAGGAGUUCAUUCAGCAGUGUCCUGCUGCUGUGGAGGUGCUCAACCUAGUGGCCCAGGAGUGCAGUCCCGGGGAGCGUCUCGGCAUGGUUGAAGCACAGUGUGAGCGAGUGAGGAUGCUGUACCGAGACUGCGCUCGCCCGCCACCCCCUCCCCUCCAGACAGACCGGCGCCAGCCCAAGGAGAUGACGUGGUGUCCAUCUAGGGUGUUCCCUCCAGUGCGUGCCUGCGUAUUCUCAUCCCGUCUCACCUCUGUCACCUUCCUGGCCGACCCCAGUGCUGGAGGAGGCCUGCCCAGGGGAACGUUCAUCUAUGCCACCUCACCUGUUCCUGUUCAGGCGCCUUCCUUUUACUGGGAGAUAGAGAUAGCCUCCUAUGGAGACUCAGAAGAUGACAGUGGUCCUAUUGCGUCUUUUGGCUUUGCCACAGAAGCAGAGAAGAGAGACGGAGCGUGGACCAACCCUGUUGGCACCUGCCUCUUUCACAAUAAUGGUAGGGCUGUGCACUAUAAUGGCUCCAGUCUGCUGCAGUGGAAGAGUGUGAGGCUGGACGUGGCCCUACUUCCUGGUGAUGUUGCAGGAAUUGGCUGGGAGCGCUCAGAGGGCACCCCUCCACCCCCUGGCCAGGCCCCUAAAGGGCGGGUCUACUUCACCUACUGUGGCCAGCGCCUCAGCCCCUUCCUGGAGGACGUAGCAGGGGGCAUGUGGCCUCUGGUGCACAUUCAGAAGAAGAACACAAAGAUUCGUGCCAACUUCGGUUGCCGGGCGUUUGCGUACGCAGAGGGCCAAGCACACCGCAACGCUGCUGACCUCUGUGUUGACUUGGCAGAAGAAAUCAGCGCUAACUUUGAGGCCCUCCCCUUCGCCAUGGCAUCUGACAGCGACAAUGAUGCGGGUGCCAGUGUGGCAUCUGACUCUGGCUCCCACGGACCCCCCUGUCGGAUCGCCGCAGUAGCAGUUGCCCAGCAACUUGGUAGCGUUUGUAAGAACUGGCUUUGUUGUUUGUCCUCCCCUGUCGGGACAGAGUACAACAGUGACUCAUCAUGCCACUACAAGGUGGAGCUGAGUUACGAGAACCUGGUCACCUCAGGGCCUGACGCACACCCCCCGCCUAUUGCUGAUGACGAGAGUGAUGACGAAGAUGAUGACGAUGUCCCAAGGGAGGACCACUAUGCCCUGCUGGUGAAGGCCUGGGAGACAAAGGUGUUCCCCACCAUCCGCCGACGCUUUCGCAACGAGGCAGAGAGGAAGUCUGGUCUGGACCAGAUCAAGGGAGCACUGCAGCUGGGCAUGGUUGACAUAGCCCGGCAGACAGUGGAGUUCCUGUAUGAAGAGAACGGGGGCAUCCCCCGGGACCUCUACCUCCCCACCAUCGAAGACAUCAAGGAGGAGGCCAACAAGUUCACCAUCGACAAAGUCCGCAAAGGUUUGACCGUGGUCAUCCGCUCUCCAGACAGCAACAACACCAACAGCACCACAGGCGGAACAGCCCUGCCCAAGUUUGCCAUCCGAGGAAUGUUGAAAACCUUCGGCCUGCACGGAGUGGUUCUGGACGUGGACUCUGUGAAUGAGCUGGUGCAGGUAGAGACGUACCUGCGCAGUGAGGGGGUGCUGGUGAGGUACUGGUAUCCCAUUGAGAUGCUGGAGCGCCCCCCUGCUGGAUCGCGCCGUACUGCUGCCAAUGGCCUUGUCAAUCUAGACAGCAGUAACAUCCAGAUCCACAGGGAGCUUCUGCGCUGUGAGAGUGCCCUGGCUAGGCUCUACUGUCGCAUGGCUCUACUUAACAUCUUUGCCCCGAAAAGCCCCCACACCUUCACCCGCCUCUUCCAUAUCCCAGCCGUUCGAGACAUCACCCUGGAACACCUGCAGCUGCUGUCCAAUCAACUUCUGGCUCCGCCUCUGCCUGAUGGCACCAUCAGCUCCAGCUCCAUCCUGCUGGCCCAGUCUCUACUCCACAACCUGCAGGGCCAGAGCUGCUCUCCCACAGAUCUGUUCUACCAGGGCAACGCACAGCCCAUCAGGGAGUGGCUCACCGUGGCCAUCACCCGUGCCCUGCACCAGGGGGAGGAGAGCCUGCUGGAGCUCACCAAGCAGAUCUGCUGCUUCCUACAGAAUGCACCAGAGCAGUUCAUCUCAGAGGACUUCCCGGUAUCAGAAUCAAAGGUCAGCAUGGAUGUCAACUUCCCGGGUGCUGCCUUCGUGAUCAUCUCCUGCAAAGAGAGCCAACUAGGCUGCCGUAAAGACUCCUCCCUGUACAAAGCCCCAUGGGCGCGGGUCAUGGUUUAUGGCCUGGGUCACAAGGUGCGCAGGAACGGCCAGCUCAACCUAAUGGAGGCUGUGUGCUACCCUCUGGAUGCCUCACCCUCCAACACAGGCCUCACCCCCCCUCCCACCACCAACCAAUACCCCACUGUCAUCAUCCCCACUGACAAAGUGCACAUCAAACUGGGGGUGUCGCCCCCUCCUGGUGCGGUGCUGGUGCUGCACUCCCUGCCGCUGGAGUUCCCCCUGGCUAUGGCAUUUGCUGAGCAGCUGCUGACGUGGAAGCUAGGGGAGAGCAGUGAGUGCUCUGAGGAGGAGUUGGACACUGUGCCCUCCUCUGUGCUGCUGCAGGUAGUGGAGCUGCUGGGUGGACUGUUAUGGACCACAGAUCUGGCACCCUGCAUCAAGGAACUCUCCUUCCACCUGCUGGCUGAGCUCUUCCGUAAGAUUCACCACCUGGAGCAGCGUAAGAGCCCUGCAGGCCUGUCCAGCUCCAUCGCCUUGCUGCUCAACCCCUGCCUGGCUGUGCUCAUGGCCCUGCAGACGGAGCUCCGCAAGCUGUAUGACCGGGAGACCCAGGGCUGGGUGGCUGCAGGGGCCGGAGCAGGGUGUUCCUCUGGCGGUGGUGGCCUGGCCCUGGGGGCCGAGCAGAGCAGGUUCUCCACCUACUUCCACGCCCUGAUGGAGGUGUGCCUGGCUGUAGCUGAGGUCACCCUCCCCCUCAACAUGGGGUGCUCAGGAGUGGGAGCUCUGUCCUCCACCAGUGCCCCUAACCUCAGCGACUCCUCCUCAUCCUCCUCCUCCUCCCCAGGCCAGACCCCCCAGAGCCCCAGCCUGCUCUCCAAGCGUAAGAAGGUGAAGAUGAAGCGAGAGCGUGCAGCAGCAGUGGCGGCGGCCUCAGGGAAGAGGGGUUCUGCUGGAGGGGCUCGCCUGUCAGAGAGCGACAGUGCCCUGCUCAACAUGGCCGGUAGUAAACCUGAGGACAUGCUGUGGUUCCACCGUGGCCUCACCCUGCUCAUGAUCAUGCGUCACCUGGCCAACAAGGACCCCCAGGGGCUGAGUGUGACAAAUGAUGCUGUGACUGACGCCUACCAGGCCCUGGUGGGACCUACCUCUCACAGCCGUCUGCUGGUGCUCUCUGGCAUCCCCACCCACCUGGAGGAGGCUGUGGUGCGCAGCGCCAUCCGCAGGGCCUGCAACGCCCACGGGGGGCUCUUCAAGGAUGAGAUCUUCAUCCCCCUGCAGGAGGACCACCCCAAAAAGUCCAAGGCAGGAGCUGGGGUGUCCACCUCUCUGGAUGGCAAAGCAGCCCCCGAGCCUGAGCGUCCAUUCCCGAGCAACGAGAGCCCAGACAGCUCCAGCAGCGUGACUCCAGCCAUGAGUGUCUCAGCCUCGGCCUCCACGAGCCAGACCUCAAUCUGCAGCUCCUCGCAGGGGGGCGUGUCCCGCACCGCCAGUGAACUCUCUGUGGACCAGGAGCUGCUGGCUGCCCCACCUCUCACCCCAGCGGCUGCAGCCUCGGCCGUCCCCUCCCCACAGCAGGGCCCACUUGAUCCCCACACGGUGUCCAGCCAGGAGAGCCUCGAUAUCUCCCUGUGCAGCACGGGGAGCCUGGGCAGUCUGGGCAGCCUGGGGGAGCCUUUGGACAGCGCAGAAACAGCCUCUGUUUCAGACGGGGGCUCCAUGUACACAGUCACCUCUCUGGACAGCAACGCCAUUUUGGCCCGGCCCAUUAAAGGCUAUGCCGUCAUAGAGGUUCGCGCCCGGGCCAAAGUGGAGAAGAUCCGUGCUAGCCUCUUCAACAGCAGUGAUUUGAUUGGCUUAUCCAGCCUGGAGGGUGAGGAGGAGCUGAUGGAGCUGACUAAUGAGGAGAUCCUCACAGCCUCCAGUGUCAACCAAAGCCUGUUUGACACACAGGGUAGCUCCGCCCUCGAGGACUACUUCCUGGACAAGUCUCUCAGAGGGGACAAGUUGGUGCCAAAUGCGCGAGACGUGCUGACGGACAUCUAUAAGAGUUGUGUCCACUCAGAGCAGAUGCUGAGCCUCACGCCAGCCAAGCCUGUCAAAGUGUCAGACAUCUACCUGAGCAAAGAGCAGAUCAACUCCCAGACCCCUGGAAACCUCCUCCAUGUCUUCUUCACUCACAUACGGCCACCUAAGAAGGUGCUGGAGGACCAACUGACGCAGAUUCUGCGUAAAUAUGGCACCACCAAGCCCAACAAGAACAAAUACAGCAAGGUGGGUAAGGAACAGCACGCAGUCAAGGUGGUGAGCACCAAGAGACCCAUCACCAAACCACCCAGCAAGGAGAAGUCUGUGCUCAACAGCGUCAGGACUGCACUGAGUGAGAAGAGUGUACUGAAGCCCAAGUCCCCUGAAAAAUCCAGGCCUGAUGAGAAAGACAUAGAGAAAUCUCCUGCCAAGAAGCCUGAAGUCCCAGAGGAGAAGUACCUGACUCUGGAGGGAUUCCAUAAGUUUGCUGUGGACCGGGCCAAGCAGGACAUCCGUAGCGUGUGGAGGGCCAUUCUGGCCUGCGGUUACGACCUCCACUUUGAAAGGUGUACCUGUAUAGACAUGCGUCACGCCCAGAAGGCUUGUAGGAGGUGGAGUCUAGAGAUGGAUGUAGCGUUGGUUCAGUACAUCAACAGGCUGUGUGGUCACCUGGCCAUCACACCUGCCAGGCUGCACCCCCACGAGGCCUAUCUGGACCCCAGUGACAUCGCUGAUCCACGCGUGGCCUGUCUCCUCAAUGUGCCUGUGGAGAACUUGCGUCUACGCUUUGCUCUACUGCAGUCUCUCAACAACACCCUGGAGAGUUUCUUCCUGCCGCUUGUGGAGCUGAGGCAAACACACACCUACCAGAACAGCAUCGCAGCACUGCUCUGUGGGGCCAAAGGAUUGGUGUUCUAUGAUACCAAAGUGAUAGUGAUGAACCAGGUGCUGAACGCCACAGUACAGCGGACUGCAGACCACGCUGCCCCCGAGAUCACACUGGACCCCCUGGAGAUUGUAGGAGGAGAGAUCCCUUCGUCAGAGAACACCUACUUCUGCCAGGCGGCACGCCAGCUGGCCUGUGUGCCCUCGUCCCAGCUGUGUGUGAAGCUGGCCAGCGGAGGAGACCCCACCUAUGCCUUCAACAUCCGCUUCACUGGAGAGGAGGUCCACGGCACCAGCGGCUCCUUCCGUCAUUUCCUGUGGCAGGUGUGUAAGGAACUCCAGAGCUCUGCCCUCUCCCUGCUGCUCCCCUGCCCCAGUGUAGCAGCCAACCGCAACAAGGGGAAGUAUAUUCUGACGCCCUGUCCGAUCAGCUAUGCGGAGGAGCAGCUGCUGCACUUCUUUGGCCAGCUGUUGGGCAUCGCCAUCCGGGCAGACGUGCCCCUGCCCCUGGACCUGCUGGGCUCCUUCUGGAAGGGCCUGGUGGGUGAGCCCCUGGACCCAGAGCAGGACCUGCAGGAGGCCGAUCUGCUCACAUACAACUACGUCAAGAAGAUUGAGAGUGUGAGUGAGGAGGACGAUCUGGAGGCCCUGUGUGCAGAGAUCUCGUCCCAGCACCACUCAGGAGAAAGCCCCGACUCCCCCAGCCGGCCCUGCUGCACCUUCACCUACAUCACCAUGACCGGAGAGGAGGUGGAGCUGUGCCAAGGGGGACACAACCUCAGUGUCAGCUGGGAGAAUAAGGAUGUGUAUGCGCGGGCAUUGCGGGGCCUGCGUCUGCAGGAGCUUCAGAAUGUGGAGUGUAUGACAGCGGUGCGAGCGGGCCUGGGCUCCAUCAUCCCCCUGCAGCUCCUCACCAUGCUCAGCCCCCUGGAGGUGGAGCUACGAACCUGUGGCCUGCCCUACAUCAACCUGGAGUUCCUCAAGACCCACACCAUGUACCAGGUGGGUCUGAUGGAGACAGACCAGCACAUUGAGUUCUUCUGGACAGCCCUGGAGAUGUUCACCCAGGAGGAGCUCUGCAAGUUCAUCAAGUUUGCCUGCAACCAGGAGCGCAUCCCCUUUACCUGCCCCUGCAAGGACGGGGGCCCGGACACCGCCCACGUACCCCCCUACCCCAUGAAGAUCGCCCCUUCGGACGGGGCAGCAGGUUCGCCAGACUCUCGCUACAUCCGGGUGGAGACCUGUAUGUUUAUGGUGAAGCUGCCCCAGUACAGCUCCCUGGAUGUGAUGCUGGAGAAGCUGCGCUAUGCCGUCCACUACCGUGAAGACCCUCUCAGCGGCUAAAGGGACCUGAUGGAUGGAGUACACCACCUCCAUAUGAUGCCGCUUCAACACCAACCCUACUAUUUCUUACCCAUACAGCCCCACCCUUUCACCACCCCAUCCCCCGCCCACCUUUUACCUCCGCCCUCCUGGACCUUCAGCUGGGACUACCCACAGAACAGAAGGCCAACCUGUUUUACCAAGAAGAUACUGAAGCGUUUCCUUUCUCUGCUUGUUUUAUGUUUGGCUUUGUACCAGCGCUUCAUUUCAAUAACAUUGUAAUCAGGUUGAGCCUUUCAGGAGUGUGUUUUGACUCAUGUUUUCAGACCUGAUGUAGGGGAGUUCAGCCCCACUUGCCUUGACACUGAUGUUGGUGUCUCUUCUGGUUGCACUGAGCUUUGGAGUGACAUUGAGGUAACUCUUUGAUCACUACACCAAGUGGGAGGGAGCUGUGACAGGGCACAUACCAUUUUUGUUUAUUGGGGAAGUUAAUCUCUUCCACCUUUUCUUUAUUCUUCCUCUCUUCCCUCUCUUUCAGAGGUCCUUACAGUUCUCCUCCCACUCACUACCAGAGGGGACUAUCUUUUUAAGGCAUGCCUUUACCACAAGCAGCACCUCCUCAAAAAGGGUAGAGGAAGGCUGUGUGUGAAAAGGGAACCCCAAAUAUUCCUCUGGAAGCAAGAGUUGAGUGUUGUUUGAGAUGGAGUUCAUUUUAGAUAUUAAGUGGACUACUAUGAUGCUGCCUAUUUAUUACCAGUUCAGCUCUCUGCAUUCAAAACCUUGACAAGCGCUGUAUAGGACAUUAUAUAGUUACUGCCUGUAAAGUUGGACUGCUAAAGGACAAAACUAGCUAUCUGCCUAUAUUAUACGGUGAAUAUAUUUUAUUCAAGUCUAUUAAGAGGGUAUAUAAGUCAUGUAAAAAGUCAUUUUAAUCUAUUAAGUUGCAGUUUUGAGUUUAAACUAUCCUAGUAGCUGUGGCAGAAGGGUAAGGUCACGUACACUGAAGCUGGACUACCAGACUAAAGCUCUACCUGGUUGCCAGAUCUCCUCCUUUGUGAAAUGAGAGAGAGAUGUUCUCCUGAGCUGCUUGUGUGCUACUGCUACUGAAUGUGGGCCGAAUCCCCCUGCCCAACACACAAUACACACACCAGGGUGUCGAAUUCACUUUCAUUUUGCCUUUUUAUAGAUUUCCUGUGACGAAUGAGCAGGAUUUCUGUUGUUUUUUUUUUGUUUUAUUUUACCCAUAACCAAAAUGUUUAGCUGUGUAAAGAAAAAAUGUAAAUAUACUUCUAUGUUAUAUUUGAUGGCAGUUUUUUUGAAUUGCUGCAUCACUUCACCAAUGAUUAUUAUUAUUUUUUUUUUUCAGCACUAUUCUUCCAGGGAAAAAAUAUUAUUUCAAAAUGAGCUAACUAGGAUAUUCUUUAUUGGAUAUCCAGUUUGUUGGGUUUUUAUUUUUUACAAAUUUUGAAAUUACCAGUAAUAUAUCACCUUAAUGUCUUGCAGGGCCGGAUUACCGAACGGGCACGCAGCCCCCCCCAAAAAAUGAAAUAGCAUAUGAUAGCAAAAUGUGUAGAAUUGCAGUAAAUUUGCCUUAAAAUUGGAAAAUCUUAUCUUAGACCCUUGGCAAAAAGUGCAGAAUUGCAGGAAAUUCGCUUUAACACUGCAAAAAAAACUCUUUGCCUCAUGACAAAAUGUGUAGAAUAUCAUUAUAAAACUGCACAUUUUUCUCUGCACCAUGGCUUAAUGUGUUGAAAUGCAUUAUGUUUUUGGGGACGUCGGUUCCCCGGGGCCCCAAAUGCAGUAGUCCGGCCCUGAUGUCUUGUAACUCAGAUGGAUUCUAUCACUCAUUCUCUUCUACUCCAUGGUGAAACAUGUUUUCUUGUGUGAGUAAAACAGCCAUUUGACUUGGAUGGGACCUGAAGAAUACAACGACAGCUACCGCAAAAUAUUUGAGAUGGAUGUUUGGAUUGCUUGCCAAUUUAGUUUUGGUUUUGUUCUUUUAAAGGGUAAAUCGCUGCUAACAAGGACGCUCUUUCUAUUCCUACCUCUUUUGGAGGCGUAGAACAGACCAUUACAAAGGACAUUCAUACAAAGAGGUGUUGAGAUAAGAAAAUGUGUUCUGUACAUUUACUUGAUAUUUAUUACAAUUAUUUAUGGUUGCAUUAAAUUAACUUUUACUGUCUUACCUCAACACAUCAAACAUAACACAGAUCUUUAAAAUGGACUAUACAGAGGUAAAGGAUAAGAUGGAGUUUGAGAUUUCUGUGUCACAAUAAAACAUGUCUUGAUGUAA